AUGGAACUGAAACUCGUGUAUCGCAUACUUCGGGCGCUUUCAGACUCGGCUCUUGAUUUCUACUCUGAAGUACACGUUGAAGGGGCACACAACGUACCUGCAGAUGGACCACUUAUUGUGGUCUCGUGCCACCACAAUGAGAUACUCGAUAUAGCCACCCUCGCGGUAACGGUCCCGCACAGGAGGCCACUCUGUUUCUGGGCGAAGUCAUCGCUGUUCAGGAACCCGCUUGCCCGCGCGAUCCUCCUCAGCUCUGGGAGCAUCCCAGUCAGGCGCAAUCCCAAUAGCACCGCGGACCCUACAAAUGCCGACCGCCGUGCAACAGAGAGUGAGAGCGAGGCGCGUCAGGCGCUCUUUCGGGAGACAUUCCGUGCGCUGGACGAAGGAAGAGGCGGCACGGUCGGUGUCUUCCCGGAGGGUACGAGUUACACGCAGCCGGGGAUCGUACAAGUUAAGGAAGGUGCGGCGUGGGCGGCGCUGGAGUACCUGCGUUGGCUGCAGCAGGGAGGCGAAUCGGAGGUGGGCGGGAGGGUGUUGGUCGUACCGGUGGGGAUCGUGCAUACGGCGAAGACGAGAUACCAGAGUCGGAUGGCGGUUAGAUGGGGACUCCCCAUAGACGUGGCGGACUUUGCGCGAGAUCAAGACGUACAGACAGACGAAGACAUGCGUGUCGCAGCCAGGAAGCUGACCGAAGAGAUUGAACGGCGCAUGGUUGAGCUAACGGUCAACGCGCCAGACUGGGACACACUGUACGUCGCGAGAAUGGCGAGGGACAUGUUAUGGGACGACGAACGAAACAUAGCCGUGUCACAAUUCACGGACGUCUCUCAGGCAUUGAUCGACCUCUUCUCAACACUGAAUCCGCCACCCUCGCUCCCUCGAGCCCGCCGGUCUCUUCUGAACUACUACUCCCUCCUCCACUACAGCAACAUCUCCCACGCACAUCUCUCCGCACUCCUCCCCAGCCCCCACCACGCUCUGCCCACAUGCCCGCGCACCAUCUCGCUCUUGGUCAGGCAAUGUUUCAACACCGCACUCCACCCGCGCCUUCUGCUUUUCUUCCCUCCCUUCCUGCUGCACUUGCCUGCAUACGCGCUUGCGGGUAUAGCAGAGCGCGCGCUGGCUAGUCCGCGAAAUGAGGAGACGCACGCGCAGUACAAAGCCAUCUUCGGGAUGGUUGGGGCGGGUGCGGUGUAUGGCGUCUUGGGGUGUCUGCUUGCGCGGAUGGUGGGGCGGUUACCGAUCUUGGAAGCCAUGGCAGGGCAGGCGGUGUUGGAGGUGGUCCAGCGUGUAGGGGUUUGGCUCGUACGGCAUGGGGGUGUAGUGAGGGAUGGUUUGGUGUUGGUUGGGUCGGUAUAUGUGACAGCGAAGGUGCUGUCGAGGUGGCAUAACGCGCUUGUUGGAGCAAACCUCAGGCAAACUCAGCGUCUCGCUACUGCGUUCAAGCUCGCCCGCGGCAUCUGCUCGGCCCCCUCUUCUGAUCUGACCCUCGAGCAACUGGAGCUCUACGGAUCGCCCCCGGAACCACCUUUCAACCCUUUCAUCAAGCGUCGUCCUGCUCAGGCAGCUCCAACGCCUGUCCUCCCGGCUUCGAAGAAGACCCGUCCAACUCGCGUGCCUCCAUCAUGGACGUUCAUCCGGCCGCUGCUCGAAGCCCGCAGAGAGGCGUCAUAUGCCCUCUCAGAUGCCCUCGCCGAUCUCGAGACACACGUCGCUUCACUUGACGAUGCCGUAUCGUCCACGUCGCGAGAUCCAACCGGUUUGGAUUCGAACUCUCCCGCAGCGGCUCUCCACCGGCUGAGGCAGCUCGGGGCCUGCUUCUGA
Fomitopsis serialis is the source of this 1824-nucleotide messenger RNA. RefSeq lists its product as uncharacterized. Gene Ontology annotation, cellular component: endoplasmic reticulum membrane. Gene Ontology annotation, biological process: phospholipid biosynthetic process. The record is from RefSeq and is a predicted model, not a curated record. Lineage: Eukaryota; Fungi; Basidiomycota; Agaricomycetes; Polyporales; Fomitopsidaceae. Gene Ontology annotation, molecular function: glycerol-3-phosphate O-acyltransferase activity; glycerone-phosphate O-acyltransferase activity. The transcript is spliced from 10 exons. The coding region runs from base 1 to 1824 and encodes 607 amino acids.